AUGCUAGUCCCUGGCUUCAUCGAAGUGGCAGUGAUACUGGCUGGCAAUUACCCCGACGCGCCUGGCGCGCCUUGGGUUCUGCGAUAUCUUCUCCCGCCUGGCGGCCUUGACGCUCUACGUCUAACAGUCCCCUUCCUCGCUGGCUGGGCUCUCAACCUUGCCGGCACCCUCCUCCGCGUCCACUGCUACCGCAAGCUCGACCGGCACUUCACCUACGAGCUCGCCGUGCAGAAGGACCAGAAGCUCGUCACCGACGGCGUCUACGGGAUCGUGCGCCACCCCAGCUACACCGCGGCCGUCGCUGCGUGCAUCGGGUUCUACAUGGCGCAGCUCUGCCCAGGAAGCUGGCUGUACGAGUACAUCGGCGUGGUGCCUACUGCGCUGCUCGGGACGGGCCUGUUCGCGAUCAUGGUUGUGGGGCUAGGGGAACGCAUCCGGACAGAGGAUGAUAUGCUGAAGAAUAACUUUGGGGAACAGUGGCAGGAGUGGGCGAAGCGGGUUCCGUAUAGGAUUAUACCCGGCCUUAUCUGA
Schizophyllum commune H4-8 is the source of this 531-nucleotide messenger RNA. RefSeq lists its product as uncharacterized. The record is from RefSeq and is a predicted model, not a curated record. The transcript is spliced from 2 exons. Lineage: Eukaryota; Fungi; Basidiomycota; Agaricomycetes; Agaricales; Schizophyllaceae. Gene Ontology annotation, molecular function: protein C-terminal S-isoprenylcysteine carboxyl O-methyltransferase activity. Gene Ontology annotation, biological process: C-terminal protein methylation. The coding region runs from base 1 to 531 and encodes 176 amino acids. Gene Ontology annotation, cellular component: membrane.